ACUAAGCACCGAUAGAAACUAACCAUCUCCGGGACUGUGAGGAAACUGACUGGAAGAGCUCGGGUCCCCCAGCUGUCGGAUUUUAAGGACGGAUGAGCUGAUCCGGACUUCGGUGAUCAAGGGAAGAAUUGGAAAUAAUCCUCAAGGAAAGUGACAAUGAUUCCUGCGCGACUGCACCAGGACUGCAAAAAGCUGGUCCUGCUGGGAGUUCUCCUGGGGGUUCAGUGGGAAACUGGAUGCACCCAAAUCCACUAUUCGGUUCCUGAGGAGCUGGAGAAAGGCUCUAGGGUGGGGAACAUCGCCAAGGAUCUGGGGUUGGAGCCCUGGGAACUGGAGGAGCGCGGAGUCCGCAUCGUCUCCAGAGGUAGGACACAACUUUUUGCUCUGAAUCCGCGAAGCGGCAGCUUGGUCACUGCCGGCAGGAUAGACCGGGAGGAGCUCUGUAUGGGGGCCAUCAAGUGUCAACUAAAUCUGGAGAUUCUGAUGGAGGAUAAAGUGAAAAUAUACGGGGUAGUGGUAGAAGUGAGGGACAUUAAUGAUAAUGCCCCGUAUUUCCAGGAAGGUGAAUUAGAAAUAAAAAUGAGUGAAAAUGCAGCCACUGGGAUGCGGUUCCCCCUUCCCCACGCUUGGGAUCCGGAUAUAGGGAAGAAUUCACUCCAGAGCUAUGAGCUCAGUAGUAAUACUCACUUCUCCCUGGACGUGCAAAGCGGAGCGGAUGGUAAUAAAUAUCCGGAAUUGGUGCUGGAGCGCGCCCUGGACCGCGAGGAAAAGGCCGUUCACCACCUAGUUCUCACGGCUUCCGACGCGGGCUAUCCAGUCCGCACUGGCACCGCGCGCAUCCGUGUGGUGGUCGUUGAUGCGAACGACAACGCACCAGCGUUUGCUCAGUCCGAGUACCGUGUGAGCGUUCCGGAGAAUGUGGCCGUGGGCACUGAGCUGCUUCUGGUAAACGCCACCGACCCUGACGAAGGAGCCAAUGCGGAAGUGAUGUAUUCCUUCCGGUAUGUGGACAACAAAGCGGCCCAACUUUUCAAGCUAGAUUGUAAUUUAGGAACAAUUUCAACAAUGGGGGAGUUGAACCACGAGGAAUCAGGAUUCUACGAGAUGGAAGUGCAAGCAAUGGAUAACGCAGGAUAUUCUGCACGAGCCAAAGUCCUCAUCACAGUUUUGGACGUGAAUGAUAACGCCCCUGAAGUAGAAGUCACCUCUCUCUCCAGCUCCAUUCUGGAAAACUCUCCCAGAGGGACAUUAAUUGCCCUUCUAAAUGUAAACGAUCAAGACUCUGGGGAAAAUGGACAAGUGAUUUGUUUCAUCCAAGGGAAUCUGCCCUUUAAAUUAGAAAAGGCUUAUGGGAAUUAUUAUAGUUUAGUAACAGACACACUCCUAGACCGAGAACUGGUUCCUAGCUACAACAUCACGGUGACUGCCACUGACCGAGGAAGUCCGCCCCUGUCCACGGAAACUCACAUCACCCUGAACGUGGCAGACACCAACGACAAUCCACCCGCCUUCUCUCGUGCCUCCUACUCCGCAUAUAUCCUAGAAAACAACCCCAGAGGAGCGUCCAUCGUCUCUGUGACCGCCCAUGACCCCGACUAUGGAGAGAAUGCCCGGGUCACUUACUCCCUGGCGGAGGACAGCCUCCAGGGAGCUCCCCUGUCCUCCUACGUCUCCAUAAACUCAGACACUGGCAUCCUGUAUGCGUUGCGCUCCUUCGACUAUGAGCAGUUCCGAGACUUGCAGCUACAAGUGAUGGCACAUGACAGCGGGGACCCUCCACUCAGCAGCAACGUGUCGUUGAGCCUGUUCGUGCUGGACCAGAACGACAACUCGCCAGAGAUCCUCUUCCCCGCCGUACCCACCGAUGGCUCCAUGGGCGUGGAGCUGGCACCCCGCUCGGCAGAGCCCGGCUACCUGGUGACCAAGGUGGUGGCUGUGGACAGAGACUCAGGCCAGAACGCCUGGCUGUCCUACCGCCUCCUCAAGGCCAGCGAGCCAGGGCUCUUCGCGGUGGGGCUGCACACGGGCGAGGUGCGCACAGCGAGGGCCCUGCUGUACAGUGACACACUCAAGCAGAGCCUGGUGGUGGUGGUCCAGGACCACGGGCUGCCCCCUCUCUCAGCCACUGUCACGCUCACAGUGGCAGUAGCGGACAGCAUCCCCGACGUCCUGGCUGAUCUAGGCAGCCUUGAGUCUCCCGUCAGCCCCGACAAUUCGGGCCUCACGCUGUACCUGGUGGUGGCGGUGGCUGCGAUCUCCUGCGUCUUCCUCGCCUUUGUCAUUGUGCUGCUGGCGCUCAGGCUGAGGCGCUGGCACACGUCGCGCCUGCUCCAGGCUUCAGGAGGUGGGUUAGUGGGUGUGCCCACGUCUCACUUUGUGGGCGUGGACGGGGUGCGGGCUUUCCUGCAGACCUAUUCCCACGAGGUCUCGCUCACCGCUGACUCGCGGGGGAGUCACGUGAUCUUCCCGCAGCCCAACUACGUGGACACGCUCAUCAGCCAGGAGAGCUGUGAGAAAAGCGAGCCUGUCUUGCUCUCGGGCGAUUCCGUGUUUUCUAAAGAUAAUCAUGCAUUAAUUCAGGUGAGUGCAUAUCAAACAUUCUCCCCUGAGCUUUGA
Molecule: messenger RNA, 2616 nt
Organism: Lipotes vexillifer (Yangtze River dolphin)
Lineage: Eukaryota; Metazoa; Chordata; Mammalia; Artiodactyla; Lipotidae
Gene: PCDHGA12
Product: protocadherin gamma subfamily A, 12
Exons: 1
Coding region: 157-2616 (819 amino acids)
Biological process (GO): homophilic cell-cell adhesion
Cellular component (GO): plasma membrane
Molecular function (GO): calcium ion binding
Source: RefSeq, a predicted model, not a curated record